CACCCGCGUGUCCCCGCAGGCGGCGCCGACAAGCAGCAGAUGGACGCGGAGCUGCGCAAGGAGAUGAUCGCCAUCUGGCCCAACCUGUCCCCCAAAAACCUGGACCUGCUCGUCACCCCCCACAAGUCCACCGACCUGACGGUGGGCAAGAUCUACGCGGCCAUGAUGAUCAUGGAGUACUACCGGCAGAGCAAGGCCAAGAAGCUGCAGGCCAUGCGCGAGGAGCAGGUGGGACACGGCCACUGUCACCCGCUGUCCCCUCCCUGUCACCUCCCGCUGUCCCCCCCGCUGCUGUCCCGCAGCCCCCGGAUGGCGUUGUCCUCUGCUCUGCCACCUCUGGUGUCCCGGUGUCCCCAUGUCCUGGUGUGCUGGUGUCUCCCUGUCCUGGCAUCCCCAUGUGUCCCGUGUCCCCUGCCCCAUGGGCGGCCCGGCCUGCGCGACCCCUACAGCGAGACGGACGAUGACUGCUGCUAG
This is a messenger RNA of Passer montanus (Eurasian tree sparrow), 474 nucleotides long. RefSeq names its product voltage-dependent R-type calcium channel subunit alpha-1E-like. Gene Ontology annotation, biological process: chemical synaptic transmission; calcium ion import across plasma membrane. Bases 40 to 474 code for a protein of 144 amino acids. Gene Ontology annotation, molecular function: high voltage-gated calcium channel activity. The transcript has 3 exons. The record is from RefSeq and is a predicted model, not a curated record. NCBI's taxonomy places the organism in Eukaryota, Metazoa, Chordata, Aves, Passeriformes, Passeridae. Gene Ontology annotation, cellular component: neuronal cell body; voltage-gated calcium channel complex.